AUAGUUAAAUAAAGUAUUGAACUAAACUAAUUAUUCAUUACACAAUUUACACACAAUGAAUAAUUUUGACCGAAAUAAUAAAGUGACUGGUGUACACUGGCUGAAGUCACCUAUAAAAAAUAUUUCCAUAAAGAUAAGACUAAAACCUCACGAAGGAAUUAAAACAUUACCAAAGUUCGAGACCUAUAAAAAUGACUCAAACAGCACCAUUCAGCAAGUAGAAAACAUCAAAAUAGAAGAAUAUGAAUUCCAAUGGCAAGAAAAAGCAUUCAGCUUGCAUGAAAUACAGCGGUACAGUGAUGUACAUAACUGUAUAUCCGAAAAUGAGUUGACAUAUCAUGAUUUGUUGGAAGACACGGAUUACCAACCUAGCAAAAUAUUUACAUACAUUCAUCAUGACUACCAUUUGCCGAUGCCAGUUAAUAAAAUUAAAAAGCCAACUAGUGGUUCUGAUAUUCUAAAUUUGAAUUCUUGCUUAGAGAAAUUGAAUUUGAGUGAAAAAGUAUUUAGAGAAGAUACAAGCUCUAUGGCACAUUUGUUUAGAAGUGAGGAAAGUAUAGCUAGUGAUGAAAAAUGGACUUCUAUGCAUGUGAUGUAUGAUAACUCUGAGUAUAAUGAAGACUCGCAACUCCUUCUAAAACAAGAGACUACCCUCCUGUCUCUCUACCACAAUGUGUCACUGAACUACCUGAUUGUGUCUCCCGAUGUGAAUAGCCUGGACUUGAACCCGUACCAGCUGGAGACGGGGUAUGAAUAUGCGGUUGAUCUGGACUUUGAGAGAUUGGAUGGAGAGGAGUUAUUAGUACUGUUAAAAAAGUUGUCCACGAAAUGGGAGAAGCGCCACAAGCAGCUGUUAAAGUUUGCCAUGCCCCCGUUAGGCAGGAGACACUACUGUGUCACCUUGGAGAUCCUCUCGGCGACAGACUUUGAUUUUGACAAUUUGUAUGUGGAGUUUCAUAUUAAGGUGCCAGAAGAAUUGCAGUGUUCAGAUGUACUGCACGGUAGAACACACAUCUCCAAGUCUAAUACUAAUUAUAGUGAGAAAUAUUGGAAUUUCGGACAUUUGGUGGAACUUAAUUUAGAUGGGCCUUUGAAUAUAGAUCCACCACCCCUAAAACUCUUCUUCGAAAUAAUCUCCACUGACUGGUGGGGUCGCCAACGCACAGAAGGCUACAGCUAUCUCGCUCUAACGCCCCGCCCCGGCCGCUAUAGCCGGCAGCUGUCCUGCUCUCGCCCAGAAGAGUUGAAUCAUUGCGAAGGGGAGGGCAGGAGGUUCUUUGUGGGGGGGUGCCACUUGAUUAGGGACUUGGAGGUGUUGGUUCAACCUCAGUUGCAGGACGCAAACUUCAAAUUCACCACCACCGGUAACCUUUUCAUCCGGUGGUCGACCAUCGCCCAGUCUCCCCUCCCUGGGUUCAAACCAGCUCCUAGCCAAGUGUCCCACUCGUCCGCGCUACUUAGGGGGGCCGAGGCGGUGCUGAGGCAGUAUAGACGAGCGAGGGCCAGGCUGGCUGAGGCUACUAGGGAUUUUAAUGUUCAGGAAACUGUGUUUGGGUCUGAUGAUGAUGAUUAAAAUAGUGUUUAUUUUAUAAGAUGAAUUGUAAGACUAAGGGUCCAUUUAGACGGUACGAGAGCUCGCAUA
Molecule: messenger RNA, 1642 nt
Organism: Leguminivora glycinivorella
Lineage: Eukaryota; Metazoa; Arthropoda; Insecta; Lepidoptera; Tortricidae
Gene: Mks1
Product: Meckel syndrome type 1 protein
Exons: 7
Coding region: 56-1573 (505 amino acids)
Biological process (GO): cilium assembly
Cellular component (GO): MKS complex
Source: RefSeq, a predicted model, not a curated record